AUGGCCACCGAAGAAAUCCACUCCCUCUACGACACCAUCCUCAUCCUCGACUUUGGAUCCCAGUACUCCCAUCUCAUCACCAGGAGAUGUCGUGAGCUCAACGUCUACUGUGAGAUGCUCCCAUGCACUCAGAAGAUCUCUGAGCUCUCCUGGAAGCCCAAGGGUGUCAUCCUUUCCGGUUCUCCCUACUCUGUCUAUGCCGACGAUGCCCCUCACGUCGACCCCGCCGUGUUCGAGCUUGGUGUCCCCAUCCUCGGUAUCUGUUACGGUCUUCAGGAGAUUGCCCGAGUCCACGGUGGCUCUGUCGGUGCCCACUCUCACCGAGAAUACGGACACGCCAGGAUUUCCAUCAACAAGACUGGCAACAAGCAGCACGACGCGCUGUUCGAGGGUAUCCAGGAGGACGCCGAGGGCGGUUUGCAGGUGUGGAUGUCCCACGGCGACCAGCUCACCGACCUUCCCCCCAACUUUAUCACCAUCGCCUCCACCCCCACCUCCCCCUGGACUUCUAUCGCCCACGAGUCCAAGCCUAUCUACGGUGUCCAGUUCCACCCCGAAGUCUCCCACUCCCCCAAGGGUAAGGAGGUCAUCGGUGCGUUCGUCAAGAACGUCUGUGGUGUCCGAGACGGAUGGAGCAUGGAGAGCUUUAUCCCCAAGGAGAUUGCUAGGAUCAGGCAAAUCUGUGGAGACAAGGGUCAGGUCAUUGGUGCCGUCUCCGGUGGUGUCGACUCUACUGUCGCUGCCAAGUUGAUGCACGAGGCUAUCGGUGACCGUAGAUUCCACGCCAUCAUGGUCGACAACGGUGUCCUCCGAAUGGACGAGGCCAAGAAGGUCCACAAGAUGCUUACCGUCGACCUCGGUGUCAACCUCACCGUUGUCGACGCUUCCGACCUCUUCCUCGCCCGUCUUGCUGGCGUAGAGGACCCUGAGAAGAAGCGAAAGAUCAUCGGUAACACCUUUAUCGAGGUCUUUGAGGAGGAGGCUGCCAAGCUCGAGGCUGCGGCUGAGAAGGAGGUCAUCGAGAAGGGCGGUGAGGCCAAGGGCAAGAUUGAGUGGUUGCUCCAGGGUACCUUGUACCCCGAUGUGAUUGAGUCCAUCUCCUUCAAGGGUCCCAGUGCUACCAUCAAAACCCACCACAACGUCGGUGGUCUUUUGGAGGACAUGAAGUUGAAGUUGAUUGAGCCUCUUCGUGAAUUGUUCAAGGACGAAGUUCGAGCCCUUGGUCGACUCCUCAACAUCCCCGAACACCUCGUGGGCCGUCACCCCUUCCCCGGGCCCGGUCUCGCUAUCCGUAUCCUCGGUGAAGUCACCCGUGACCAGAUCGCCAUCCUUCAGCACGCCGACGACAUCUACAUUGAGGAGAUCCGUGCUGCCGGUCUCUAUGACCAGAUCUCUCAGGCUUUCGUCGCGCUUUUGCCCGUCAAGGCUGUCGGUGUUGCCGGUGACAUGAGGACGUACGACCAGGUGGUGGCUGUGAGGGCGGUGUCGACAGAGGACUUUAUGACGGCCGACUGGUUUGUUUUCCCUCCUCAGGUCUUGAAGAAGAUCUCUUCGAGGAUCACCAACGAGGUCAAGGGCGUCAACCGUGUCGUUUACGACAUUACCUCCAAGCCUCCCGGAACGUAA
Messenger RNA from Cryptococcus wingfieldii CBS 7118, 1626 nucleotides. RefSeq names its product GMP synthase [glutamine-hydrolyzing]. Bases 1 to 1626 code for a protein of 541 amino acids. Gene Ontology annotation, cellular component: cytosol. Gene Ontology annotation, biological process: GMP biosynthetic process. Gene Ontology annotation, molecular function: GMP synthase activity; GMP synthase (glutamine-hydrolyzing) activity; ATP binding. NCBI's taxonomy places the organism in Eukaryota, Fungi, Basidiomycota, Tremellomycetes, Tremellales, Cryptococcaceae. The record is from RefSeq and is a predicted model, not a curated record. The transcript has 5 exons.